AUAGAAAGGAGUAAACCCAAAACAUUAACCCUACUUAUCAAAGAAGAGGAAAUGGGAAAGGUGGAAAAGGAACAUGAUAAGUUGUCUCCCACACAAGAGCCCAAAUCCCAAUCUUCUAAUCCAUCAGUACUCAUGUCCUGUAGCAAACAUUGAGUCUUCUUUGUACUUAAGAAUAAUUCACAACACCCGUGACCACACAGCUACAAACUCCCAACCAUUACAUACCAUACAUAAUUCCAAAAGGAAGGACUUCACAUGUCUUUGUUUCUUGUGAGUGGACAGAACCUUUCCAUCCCCUUGCAUUACCAAUUCCUACAAUACCAGCUACCCACGGGCCCCAACAUUUUACAACCCUUUCAUCUCCAAACCAUAAAUCAAAGUGCUUCAGAGACAACCCCAAGCUUUGCUUGCACAUCUGUAUUCUUAAAAACUCCAACACUCCAACCUAUCAUGAAUCCCAGAAUCCUCGUUGUUCUUGUUCUAGUUCUUUUCACCAAGAGCUUAUCCCUUGAGACUGAUUCAAAGCCCACCUCCAACAUCACUGUGAUGGGCACUGUCUUCUGUGAUGCCUGCUCUAACAACACCUUCUCCAAGCACAGCUACUUCUUGCAAGGUGUUAAAGUGCGAGUUGAAUGCAACUUCAUACUGAAUUCCAAGUCGAAGGAAGACAUAUCGAUCAUGGUUGACAGAACCACAGACAAAUAUGGAGUUUAUAGGCUCAACAUCCCACCAGUCGAUGGCUUUGAAUGCAUGGAGGGCCAGGAGAUGGAGUCCUUCUGCCGGGCGACCUUGAUGGGAAGCUCAUCUUCUCUGUGCAACGUCCCUGGCUUGAGCAGCUCAACCGAGCAUGUGGCCGUCAAAUCUAGAGACGCCGGUUUGUGUCUCUAUAACUUGAAUGCCUUGUAUUAUAGGCCAGCCAAGAAGGAUCCUGCUUUGUGUGGGACUAAUACUGGACAGGAAUCUAGCACUGUGAAUUCCUCAUUGUUCUUCUGGCCUCCUUUUUUCCCACAUCUUCCUUUUCCCUUCCCAAGUCCACCAUCAUUCCCUUUCCCAUUCCCUCCCAUACCAUUCUUCACCCCACCACCAUCUUUUCCUUUCCCUUUGCCCCCUUGGUUUUCAUCUCCAAGUCCAUCUUUUCCUCUUCCCUUCACCCCGGCACCGAAGCCACCAGCUUUCUCUUUCCCUCCAAUACCCUUCCUCUUUCCACCGCCGCCGCCUCCGCCAUCAUUCCCCUUUCCGCUGCCACCUUUUCCUCCCUUAGCUCCAAUCCACUUUCCACCAUUGCCUCCCUUUACUCCAAUUCCAUCUCUAUUACCACCUCCGCCACCACCACCUCCACCUCCACCACCAUCUUUUCCUUGGCCGUUCCCACCUUUCCCAUUUCAUCCUUUCCCUCCUGGUCCACCAACUGGCCAGCCAUCACCACCCCCACCCGUGUUUUCGCUUCGAGACCCAAAGACUUGGUUUCCUUCCGUUCCUCCAUCCCCUCCUAAUAAACCAUAGAACCACCAUCCACUCUUGUUACCUUGUAGCUUUCUUAACUAAUUACCAAAGUUUUUUUUUUUUAUUUAAAGUGAGUCACUGUACAAGUUAUUUAUCAUAUAAUGUCGACAAUGGCAGAAUUACAACAUACUUUGUUAGUUUACAAUGUCACAGCAGUUUAUGGAAUUUACUUGCUCUGGUGUAACUUACAAAUAAAGCAUGAACAACUACCUGCUUUGGAAGGUCU
Messenger RNA from Phoenix dactylifera (date palm), 1729 nucleotides. Its product is annotated as Pollen Ole e 1 allergen and extensin family protein. NCBI's taxonomy places the organism in Eukaryota, Viridiplantae, Streptophyta, Magnoliopsida, Arecales, Arecaceae. The record is from RefSeq and is a predicted model, not a curated record.